Messenger RNA from Cuscuta campestris, 1874 nucleotides. NCBI's taxonomy places the organism in Eukaryota, Viridiplantae, Streptophyta, Magnoliopsida, Solanales, Convolvulaceae. The record is from the annotation of a GenBank genome assembly.
AUUGCAAUUUUUAUUAUCAAAUAAAUGACAUCAAGUCAUCAACUACAAUAUAAUUGAUGCCAUCAUCAUCAUCGAUCACCUCUAGCUUCCAUUGCCGCUCCCAAAUACGUACGUAUCAUCAACACCAUGGCCAGCCUUCUCUAUCUUUCUCUUCCGAUAAUCAUCGUUCUUCUUCACCUCUUCCACCAUUUCAUUCUUCACCGGCUGAGGAAUCUGCCGCCGACCCCUUUCCCGGCGCUUCCCAUCGUCGGCCACCUCCACCUACUGCGAAAGCCGCCGCUUCAUAAGGCGCUGUACGACGUCGGGAAGAGGUACGGACAAGUCCUCUUCCUCCGGUUCGGGUCGCGGCCGGUGGUCCUCGUGUCAUCGGCGGCGGCGGCGGAGGAGUGCUUCACCAAGAACGACGUCGUCUUCGCCAACCGGCCCAAACUCCUCACCGGGAAACAUUUGGGGUAUAACUUUACCAGCCUCCCCUUUUCGCCGUACGGGGAACGGUGGAGGAAUCUCCGGCGAAUCUCCACCGUGGAAGUGCUUUCCUCGUACAGAAUCCAGCAGUUGGCCGGAAUCCGUGCUGAGGAGGUCAAGGAGUUGGUCCGCAAUCUCUUUCACCUCUCCACUUGUGAUCCCAUGGUAGAACUGAAGCCGCCUUUGCAUGACUUCACCUUCAACGUGAUGUCCAGAAUGAUCUUCGGGAAAAAGUAUUACGGGGGCGGCGCCGCCGCGAACUCCGAGGCGGCGAAGCUGUUCCAAGAAAUAUCAAGAAACCAAAUAAGAGUGAUUCCCAAAGCCAACGUUUUGGACUUCCUGCCGUUCAUGAGAUGGUUCGGGUUCGGAGAUAUCGAGGAUGAGCUGGCGGGGAUCUUCGAGAAGAGAGACGAGUUCAUGCAGAGGGUAAUAGACGACCACCGCUCCGGUCUGUCUCACGGCGGCCGGCGGCGUGAACCAACGGCGGCGGAUAGUAAGACCGUUUUGGAUGUUCUGUUGGAGUUGCAGAGCUCGGAACCGGAAAGGUAUACCGAUGAGACCAUCAGAAAUCUUAUGCUGGUAUUGCUCCAAGGAGGUUCUGAUACAACCGCUGUGACUUUGGAGUGGGCAUUCUCAUAUCUCCUCGACAACCCCCAGGUGUUGAGCAAGGCACGAGCCGACAUGGACAAAUAUGUCGGAAACCACGACAUCAUAGAUGAGUCUGACUUGCCAAAUGUCCCGUACAUCCGCUGCAUCGUCAAUGAGACCUUACGGAUGCACCCGGCAGCGCCACUAUUGCUGCCUCACUUCUCCACAGAGGAUUGCAGGAUCUCUGGUUUCCACAUCCCUCGAGAAACCAUGUUGGUGGUCAACGCAUGGGGCAUCCAUCGUGACCCUAUGGUUUGGGCAGAGCCUGAGGUUUUUAGUCCAGAGAGGUGGUUCGUGGAAGGCUAUGGGGGCGGGAGAAACGGGUCCGAGUUCAUCCCAUUUGGGUCAGGCCGACGAAGGUGUCCAGGCGAGAACUUGGCUCUCCGUGUCUUGGAGUUGGCCAUAGCCUCGUUACUACAGUGUUUUGAGUGGGAUAAGGUUGAUGAUGACAACAAUGAGACAACUGAUGAGGGCGAUGGAACAAGUGGAUUCACGGUUUCUGCCAUGACUCAUCCUUUGCUUGUUAAAUGCUCUCCACGUCCUUUAAUCACCAAUCUCUUUUCCUAGAUUUAAUACUACUUAUGUAAUCCUUUCUUUGUUCUCUAAAUAAAUUUUACUGCUUUUAUUUACUAAAUUUUACCAUCUUUGAUUUUAAAUUUUUUACAAUCAUUAUCUUUUUAUAGAUUUACGUACAUUCUAGCACUAAGAAAAGAACUGCCAUCAAUACAUAUAAUUACAUAUAAUAAAUACUUUGUAUUUUA